This is a messenger RNA of Anoplopoma fimbria (sablefish), 864 nucleotides long. RefSeq names its product ciliary associated calcium binding coiled-coil 1 (gene cabcoco1). The transcript has 6 exons. NCBI's taxonomy places the organism in Eukaryota, Metazoa, Chordata, Actinopteri, Perciformes, Anoplopomatidae. Bases 36 to 659 code for a protein of 207 amino acids. The record is from RefSeq and is a predicted model, not a curated record.
AUGGCAACGACUAGAGCGCCAAACACAUAGGCAACAUGUCCGGGGGAGCGACACGUCGUGAAAAGAAAGAGUAUUCAAAAGUGAAGGAAAACGAGCUAAAGAAAGAUGAAGCUUGUUUCCUCCAGUGGGAGGCAGCGCCACACCAACAGGUCCAAGCGCUGCUGACGAAAACCCGGGACGAACUUCAGCUUGAAAUGACAGAGAUCCUGGGCUUUAGGAACCAUAACAUCUGUAUGAAGGAAGCUGCCCUGCUGGAUUACUACGUCUGUGGUUUCUGGUGGGCAAAAGAGGCCAACUUCACCCCCAUACAGACCUCCUUCACCAUGGCUGUACUGCACAUGCUGCUGGAUAACAUAAGAGAGAAACGGAUGCCUUUAGUGGAGAACUUGACGGAGUUUGCUAAGGCUUUAGGUGCUGUCAGCCAGGGCUGCACUUCGGAAGAAGGCACCACUCCUCUUCUAGACGAAGAAGAAGCCAUGGCGCUCAUAAGUUGCAUCAGAAACAGUCUGUUUCAGAAGUACAGACUCUAUGAGCUUCUCUUCACCACAUCCAGAGAAGAGUUACUGAUGGGCACAGAGAGGACCAUCAAGGUGUUCGGCUGCCAAGGUGCUCUCACUCCACUGGAGGAAGGCAUUCCCACUCACCUCUACUUCCAGUAAGUGGCUCUGCUUCUGGCGUCCAGAGGAAUACAUAAUCGGUCCACACGUCAUCGUAGUCCGCAGUGCUGCUUUGUUUCUCCACCUUUCACCCAACCUAUGUCAUCAGAUCGCUUCAUAAAGUGGAUAAAUGAAUUGAUCAUUCAUUAUGUAUUCAGAUUUUGUAUGGGUCAAGUGUGCAAAAAAAUUAAAUAAAGCAACCCUCUUC